AUGGCCGGGUUUGAAAUAAUACAGUACGGUGACGGAACUCGUGAUUAUAACGGCAUAAGUCAAGUUUACAUAGGCUCGCCAAAUCAAAGAGGCCAUGGUAUCGGUAGCUUCCUUGGCGGCUUGUUUAGACGUGUAUUACCAUUUUUAAAAAGCGGUGCAAAAGCUCUUGGCAAGGAAGCUUUAAAAUCAGGUAUAAAUAUUGCUACAGAUGUUUUGGAUCACAACGUACCAGUCAAAGAGGCGUUAAGUGCCAGAGCACGUGAAUCAGGUAAUAAUUUAAAACGAAAAGCUCAGCAAAAAAUCGACAGUCUUAUGAGCGGUUCAGGCUACGUUCCUGGUCAGUUGGCUAUUGCUAGUGAAUUCGUCGUACAAGGGCAAGGUGAUGAAUAUAUUGAUCUUGCUCAUACUAUGAUAAGUUUGCGAGUAAGUAUUACACGUAAAACUCCUGUCGCUGCUAGUUCUACGCCGCCUAAAGUAGCUCCUAUCAACAAUUUUAUGCAUUCAAUAUUUAAUCAAGUAGACGUGUUGUUUAACCAGAAGCCCGUAUCAACGCCCAAUAAUUUAUAUGCCUAUAGAGCGUAUAUAGAAACCCUACUAAACUAUGGCUUGGAUGCUAAAAAAUCACACUUAAGUACAGUUGGAUGGUGUUGCGAUACUCCAGGUAAAAUGGAUAGUGUUGAUGAUGAUAAUCUAGGAUUGAAGAAACGUCGUGAUUUAUUAACAUGUGAAAAAUCAGCCGAUUUUAUAGGACAUUUACAUUGUGACAUUUUUAAUCAAGAAAGAUUUCUUAUAAAUGGUGUAGAAAUGCGUUUACGUCUCACACGUGCACGUGAAGCUUUUUGUCUCAUGGACGCAUCGCCUAACGGUUGUAAUUUCGUUAUUACUGAAGCUAGUUUAAUAGUAAGAAGAGCUAAAAUAUCACCUGGUAUUCUGUUAGCACAUGCACGCAUGCUGGCAAAAACUACAGUGAAAUAUCCGUUAACAUGCGUCGAAGUAAAAGCUGUAUCGAUACCUGCAGGUGUGCAUGGUGAAACUAUUGACAACGUUAUUUUAGGUCAGAUACCUAGACGUUUAAUCAUAGGGUUUGUUGAUAAUAAAGCCUUUAACGGCGAUCGUACAAUGAAUCCCUUCAAUUUUCAACAUUUUGGUAUAAACUAUUUAUCGCUAUAUGUAGACGGCCGGCAAGUUCCGUCAAAACCAUUACAACCUGAUUUUUCAAAUAGUAAGCUGUAUGUAGAUGCUUAUCACACAUUAUUUUCGGGUACAGGAAUUCAUUUUUUAAAUGAAGGCAAUACAAUAGAUCGAUUCGAUUAUCCAAACGGCUUUUGUUUAUACACUUUUGACUUAACACCUGAUUUAUCAGCUAAUAGUAACAGUCAUUGGAAUCUGAUUCGUCAUGGUACUGUACGUAUAGAGGUUAGGUUUGAUAAAGGUUUAGAAUCAACCGUAAACUGUAUAGUGUAUGCUGAAUAUGAGAGUGUAUUAGAAAUAGACGCUUCCAGGCAAGUUACUAUAGAUUUUGCCGGCUAA
Molecule: messenger RNA, 1530 nt
Organism: Microplitis mediator
Lineage: Eukaryota; Metazoa; Arthropoda; Insecta; Hymenoptera; Braconidae
Exons: 2
Coding region: 1-1530 (509 amino acids)
Biological process (GO): deoxyribonucleotide biosynthetic process
Cellular component (GO): cytosol
Molecular function (GO): ribonucleoside-diphosphate reductase activity, thioredoxin disulfide as acceptor
Source: RefSeq, a predicted model, not a curated record